This is a messenger RNA of Astyanax mexicanus (Mexican tetra), 3913 nucleotides long. It is a transcript of the gene rnf10, whose product is annotated as ring finger protein 10. Lineage: Eukaryota; Metazoa; Chordata; Actinopteri; Characiformes; Acestrorhamphidae. Gene Ontology annotation, molecular function: metal ion binding; transcription cis-regulatory region binding. Gene Ontology annotation, biological process: positive regulation of myelination; positive regulation of transcription by RNA polymerase II. The record is from RefSeq and is a predicted model, not a curated record. Bases 400 to 2721 code for a protein of 773 amino acids. The transcript has 17 exons.
AAGGCUCCUGCGGGUGUUUACGGUUCCUGUUUGGCGACCCGUCGCCAGAAGCGAGGCCUCGUUUUGUGCCAUCUGAAUAUUGGGCUAAAUAUUUAAUUUCUCCGUUUUCCGAUAUCGGAAAGCGGUGAACGCCUUGUGGGGCGCUGUAGUUUCCACUACAGGGGAGGAUAACGCAGGUUUACGGGGUGAAGGCCCCGCUCUUUGAGCGACAGUCCUUUCUUAAUUACUCAAUCUUCUUUACUGAGACAUCUGGAUUGUGUCUCUGUUUUUCUUUUCUCGGAGUUUGUUGUCAAGAUGUCGCCGUAAUGGAGUAUCCGCCUCUGACAGAAAUGAACCAGGGCCUUGGUCGCCUGACCAGCAUUUGCAUCGACCCGUUUUCCUUGUGUUUCGCCCCGUUUAAUGCUAGAGAGCUCGGCAGCUCUCUCAGCGGAGCCCGGCCUCAGCGCUUCACCCAGCCAAAGCUAUUCAAACAUGGAGAAAAACCCGAACGCAGCCCGGUCCAGUUCAACAGGCCCAACUUCUGCAGAGUCUAAAACUAAAACAGAUACCAAGAAUAAUGGGGGCUCUAAGCGGUACAACCGUAAGCGUGAGCCCUCCUUCCCAAAGGCAGAAAGUUUUUCAGGCCCUCGCCGCACCCACCCACAGAAAGGCAAGAGUUUCGACAAGAGACCCCCCCAGAGAGGCGGUGGAGGUGGCAGACAGGGUGGGCUCAUGGGCGGUGGGAGAAGAGAAGAGGUAGCAGAAACACACCGGGCCGAGUUUAGCCCGGCUCAGUUUUCUGGACCCAAAAAGAUCAGUCUCAACCACCUGCUCAAUUUUACUUUUGAGCCACGUGGAGGCCAUUUCGGCUCUGUAGGCGAUGGUCAUUCCUGCUGGGGACGCCGCAACAAAUGGGGCCAUAAGCACAAGCCCUUCAACAAGGAGCUUUUUCUGCAGGCCAACUGCCAGUUUGUGGUGAUUGAUGACCAGGACUACCAAGCUCACUUCACUGACCCAGAUACUCUGGUCAGCUGGGACUCUGUCCAGCAAGUGCGUAUCUACAGCCAUGAGGUGCCGACGUGCCCGAUCUGUCUGUAUCCUCCUGUGGCAGCGCACAUCACCCGCUGUGGCCACAUUUACUGCUGGCCCUGCAUGCUGCACUACCUGUCUCUCAGUGAGAAGAGCUGGUCCAAGUGCCCGAUCUGCUAUGAGGCUGUACACAGUGCUGACCUCAAGAGUGUUGUUGCUAUGGAGACCCAUCAGUAUGUGCCUGGUGAUGUCAUCACUAUGCGACUGAUGCGUCGGGAGAAAGGUGUGCUGGUGGCUCUUCCAAGCUCCCAGUGGGUCAAAGUAGAGGAGCCUAUCCGUAUUGGAGAUGUGCGUCUAAGUGCUUACUCUAAGCUGUUGUUGGCAUCUCGGGAGCAAGUUCUGAGUUUGCUGACCGAGGAAAGAGGAGCGCUACAGAUGCAGCUUAGCCAGGAGAAGGAUGACCCGCAGGCCUGCUUCAUACAGAGUGCCCUGCUGCAGUUGCAGGAGCGAGAAGAUGCACUGCUGCAGCGGAACAGUCAGAAUGGAGGCAAUGUUGAGGGUGCAGACAUGAGUAAACUUUCCCUAACCGACUGUGUUGCUCCUGAGGUGGCUGUUAACACCUACGCCAGCUCCAAGCCCAUUCUGCAGUAUGCGUCUGCUUUUGACGAUGAGGUUCAGGAUGUCCCUGAGGACCUGCCUGAGGACCUGCCUGAGCCUGAGGAGGUGACUGAGCCAGACUCUGUGCUUGAAGAACCUGAAGAAAAUCCUGGUCAGAGUGUGGCUGCAUCCCUUCCAAAUUCACAGCAUGGCCCAUUCUACUACUUCUACCAAGCGGAAGAUGGGCAGCAGAUGUUCCUGCACCCUGUUAAUGUGCGCUGUCUGCUGAGGGAGUACGGCAGUCUGGAGAACAGCCCUCAGUCAAUCACUGCUUCUGUAGUGGAGAUUGAGGGGCAUACAGUCAACGAGGAUGUUCGUCGUCGGCACCGUUACCUGUCUCAUCUGCCCCUGACCUGUGAGUUCAGCAUCUGUGAGCUUAACCUGCAACCACCCAUCCUCUCCAAAGAGACACUGGACAGCUUUUCAGAUGAUAUAGAGAAAAGAAUGCGCCUGAGACAGAAGAAAGUAAGGGAUGAGAAGAGGAGGGAGAGAAGGAUUGAGAUGGAGGAGAACAGGAAGCAGGGGAAAUAUCCAGAGGUACACAUUGGACUGGAGAACCUUCAGCAGUUCCCUGCAUUUGGCUCUCCUCCUCAAGACAGCCCUCCAAUUCCACCACCUGAGCUUCUGUUUGGACCUCCAUCUCCUCUCAGCAGCAGCCCUACCUCUGAUGGAGUGAUGUUUCCCAGUCUGCAUGGGAACAGUCCCUGCCUCAGUGUGGGUAGUAUAGAGGAAGAUUCUCACUGCAUGUCCUUUGCCCAGAUGCUGAGAGAUGGAAAGGCUCGUGUGGAUGCUGGGCCCAAACAAGCCCCAAAGAAAGAUGUGUUCCUGGCUCCUCCGGUGGCUGACAGUGAUGGGGAGAGUGAUGGCUCUGACCGGGUGCCGGUGCCUAACUUUCAGAACUCCUUUAGUCAGGCAUUCGAGGCGGCACUGCUGCAGCUGGACCACAAGCCACCUGCCCCAGCUGACGCUCUAACCACCUCUGAGGAGAAAGGAGGGAAGAAAAAGAAGAAAAAGCAAAAGCUUCUGUUUAGCACCUCUAUGGUUCAUACAAAGUAAACAAGAUUACACUUUUUCUCCUCUCCAUACCUCACACUUCUCAUACUUUUCCUUUCAGCUUUCCUUAGUCAUUAUUUUGCCUUUUCUCCUCAUCCCUGUCCCUCUGUCCUUGAUUUGUUCUCUACUGUGUUAGUUUAGCCAUGAGUAGGCCCUGAAUGGAGGUUCAGUGACUAGCCAAAGUUGUGGUUGAGCUGAGUGAUCUAACAACUGCAGUGUGAUACAUGCUAUAGACCCAGUAUUACUAAUAUAGCUUAGUUGUCGCUGUGGGCUAUUUUAAGAGAUCACUCUGAUAUUUUUUGUAAAUUCACCACGCUGCUUAAUACACAUUUUUAAAUGUUAACUUGCAGCUUCACUUUUGUUGCAUUCAUUGAUUAUUGUAGCACUGCCCCAAGCUAACUUGAGUAGAUUUAACCUCCGAUUGUGGCCAUCAUUAUGCAACUGUUAAACAUGUCUACGGUGUUGAGGGCAAUACUGGAUGUGGGGUACAGAGGGGCAUAAAAUGAAGCAGUCAGCCAGCUGCACAAAUAUUGAUACCCUCUUUACCAAUAUAUCUAAACCCCUUUCCGAGCACCAGCACCAGUAUUCUGUUUCAGACCAGAUGCAAGACAAAUUUAAAAAGAGGCACAUAAAGUUAGUCUGCUUUCUCUAAUUUGCAACGUGAGCAUGUCUAUUAGACUGGAGCUUCUUUUCCCUUUGUUCCCCUUGUUUUCCUCCUCCUUUCUCCUUCCCUUCAAAAUAUGACUCACUGGUUUAUUAUGGCACUUUAUAUUCUCCACAUAUGCAUCAGCUAUAAUCAGCAGAAUGCAGUUUUAUAUUGCAGUAGAUGUGCAUAUGAUCUGACAUUCUGAGACACAUUUCACUUUCAGUCAUUGCCUACCCAGAGCUGGUAAACAGUGAUUGUGAUGAUUGAAUGCCUGGUUGCUCAAGCUGACCAGGUUUAGAUCCGGUACCCAUCCACAGUGUUGCUAAAGUUUGAAGCUUCAGGGAGGUGCAGCCUCCCAUAUUUUCUAUGAACCGAGUAAAGAAAUGGCAUGAAAAGAUCUGGUUAAAUGUUUAUGAAUUUUCUGGAUUGUUUAGAGGGUGGUUCUUUUUCUUUUCUUAUUUUUUCUUUUUCUUUUGGAUCUGCUUAGAGGGAACCUGUGUUAAACAUGCAUAUUGACUCAGAAUGAAUAAAGGAUUAUUAUGCACUGUC